This is a messenger RNA of Symbiodinium sp. CCMP2592, 417 nucleotides long. The record is from the annotation of a GenBank genome assembly. Lineage: Eukaryota; Dinophyceae; Suessiales; Symbiodiniaceae.
AUGGAAGCGGCUGCCCGGGCCAGCGCCAGUCCAAAUAAGGAAUUUUCCGCCACCGACUUCAUCAAUGCCGAGUGGGCAGAUUCGCUCGGCCACCGCAUCAGUGUCUCCUCCGGCAAGAAGGCGAACAAUCUUCAGGCAUGCCUCUCAAAGCCGAAGAAGCCUGACAUCCUCCUGAACCUGAAGCCGGUAAUUGGCUUGUCCGUGUGGCAAUGCGGAAAUGCAUUCCUCGAUCCUGCUACCAGUACGUCGGAGAGGCUGUGUUGGCUUUCGGAAGGUGGUCGCGUCUCGGUAUGGGUGAAGCUGGACAAACAUGCAGACAGUACGGAUGAUGCGGAAGGCUCGGAAGAGCUUCAAUCUGGAACAGGCUCUUGGAGUGACAGCCGCCAGUGCAGCAAGGACAGUAAGGAGGAGCCUUGA